AUGGAAAAUCCCCAACCCGGCGCUCUGAGCUGGCGCCUCAGCGCCCACCCCAUCACACUGCUCUGCUUUCUCGCAUUCCGGACAUCAUCCCUCCUAACCUACCUCUUCGGCCUCCUCUUCACCUCCAACUACGUCCUCAUCUUCAUCAUCACGAUCCUUCUGCUCGCUGCGGACUUCUACUACCUGAAGAACAUCGCCGGCCGGCGCCUGGUCGGGCUAAGAUGGUGGAACGAAGUCGACACGGGGUCAGGGGAGAGCCAUUGGGUGUUUGAGAGCGCGGAGGAGGGCAGUAGGGUCCAGAAUAUGACGGAUAAGAGGUUCUUUUGGCUCGCGCUGUAUGUGCAGCCUGUGCUGUGGGUCGCGCUGGCGGUCGUGGCGAUUGUGAAGUUGCAUUUCAUUUGGUUGACGCUUGUCACAGUCAUCGCGAUGGUCCUGACGAUCACGAACACGCUGGCUUUCUCGAGGUGCGACAAGUUCAGCCAGGCUACUAACCUCGCGUCUAACGCGAUUUAUUCUGGCGGGCUGGCACGGAAUGUUGCGAGCGGGCUAGUUAGCCGGCUCUUCAGGUAG
Coniosporium apollinis CBS 100218 is the source of this 570-nucleotide messenger RNA. RefSeq names its product golgi apparatus membrane protein tvp-23. Lineage: Eukaryota; Fungi; Ascomycota; Dothideomycetes. Gene Ontology annotation, biological process: protein secretion; vesicle-mediated transport. Gene Ontology annotation, cellular component: Golgi membrane. The record is from RefSeq and is a predicted model, not a curated record. The transcript is spliced from 3 exons. The coding region runs from base 1 to 570 and encodes 189 amino acids.